Molecule: messenger RNA, 917 nt
Organism: Labrus mixtus (cuckoo wrasse)
Lineage: Eukaryota; Metazoa; Chordata; Actinopteri; Labriformes; Labridae
Gene: pmvk
Product: phosphomevalonate kinase
Exons: 5
Coding region: 160-756 (198 amino acids)
Biological process (GO): isopentenyl diphosphate biosynthetic process, mevalonate pathway; cholesterol biosynthetic process
Cellular component (GO): cytoplasm
Molecular function (GO): phosphomevalonate kinase activity
Source: RefSeq, a predicted model, not a curated record
AAAGACGGAAGCAGAAAGAGGAUCCUGUUACUGUGGACUCCGAAUGAUAUGGAUCAAGACCGGAAGCUCCCACUUCUACCCCCAGAGUUACGGUAGGUGUCGGGCCGGUCCCACAGUCGGAACAUACUGCUGACUGACGAGCUGCAGGUCACCACACUGAUGGAGGACCGAGUCUCUGGACCCGGACCUGAACCUAGACUGGUCCUGGUCUUCAGCGGGAAACGAAAGUCCGGAAAAGAUUACAUUACGGACCGGAUCCAGGAGCGUUUGGGGCAGGGCGUUUGCUGCGUCCUGCGUCUGUCCGGACCGCUCAAACAUCAAUACGCUCAGGAACACGGUCUGGACCUGGACCAGCUGCUGGGUCCUGGUCCCUAUAAGGAGCGUUACCGUGGCGAUAUGAUCUGUUGGGGAGAAAGCCGACGUCGUCAAGACCCCGGAUUCUUCUGUCGCCUAGCAACCAGAGGAGCUCUGCAACCAGUGUGGGUGGUGAGUGACGCACGGCGGCUGUCAGACCUGACCUGGUUCAAGUCCAGGUUUCCACAACAGACUCGAAGUGUCCGGGUUCAAAGUUCAGAAGAAACACGCAGACAGAGGGGGUGGAGCUUCACUGCAGGUGUGGAUGAUGCAGAGUCAGAGUGCGGCCUUGACAGCGGCGUUGAAUUUGAUUGGAUCAUCACUAAUGAGGCCGACGCCCCCUCGUUAGAAGAGCAGCUGCAGCCAAUCCUGAAGCUUGCGGAGGAAUCAGCUGUUCUUUAAACCAGAGUCUGCAAAGGAUGAUGGGAGAUUCUCACCUGGACUUUGAUGCUGUGAAUUAUUCUUUAGACGUUUGUAAACAGUUUGUUUGUUUUCCAGCAGCUGUAAACAAACAAACAUCGAGUGACUCACCUGAGAAACAUUAAAAACCUUUUACCUUCAAA